Phoenix dactylifera (date palm) is the source of this 3680-nucleotide messenger RNA. The record is from RefSeq and is a predicted model, not a curated record. NCBI's taxonomy places the organism in Eukaryota, Viridiplantae, Streptophyta, Magnoliopsida, Arecales, Arecaceae.
CUAAAAAGAUACCAUACAUUAAAUUAAUUAAUUUAUUUAUUUUUUCAGUAAUACGAUGAUAAUUAUCUUUAGAAGAGUGGUGCCGCAGCUGAGCUAACUAUUGGCCAUUCCAGCAGCAUAUCUAGAAAAUUUCAUUUGGAAAAUGAAAAAAGCAUCUUUUUUGUUGGAGCAGAAAGGAUCUCCAAAGCAUUUAUUUUCUUUUCCCAGUCAGUCACAAAGAACUGGUUCAAGAAUCACCUAUAUCAAAGACCUGAGGAUGGUUUCCUUGUGGCUGAUUGUUUGUUAUGCCCCUCAUCGCGGCAACUGCCUGGCCAAGCUUGCGGGCGAAUGAGAGCGAUGCAUCACAGAUGGCGUCAUGCCACAUCAAAAAAGUGAUCGGGGAAACAUUUUCAAGAUUCGAGCACAGAUUGCAACCCCCAGGGUUGUACCCAGUUUGGGUAAAAUAAUAAGACGGUAGAGCCGAACCUUAGGUUUGCUCCUGGUACUGCCUGGAGACAUGUGAAAGGAAAGAUUGGGAGGCAAACAACUUCUCAUGCGACUUGAAACCCAGAGAAACAAACUCCCGUGAGCGAACCAACGCUUCCAAAACGGUGCAGCCCCAACGGCUAAGUAUUAACAAGGCAAAUGCCGAGUAUGCAUUCAGGUCCGCCGCGACGCUCACGCGAACCCCGCACAUGAAGGAAAGCCCAUUUAUUCUUGGCAUUACUUCAGAAGAACCCAGCCGAAGAGAGCACCAGCAUACCAGCCUUGACACCCAUUUAAAACCUACUUUCCUCCCUCAGUUCAAGAAACGAACUACUACUGCCGAGCAUCAAGCAAGCAAGCAAGCAACAAUGGGCACUCAUAGCGAUCCCACACACCAAUGGAAGCUUUCUUCAGCACAAGAAGCUCUGCUUCUUUUCAUCUUGGCUGCUACAGCCAUGGUGGGACUCUGUGCAUCAGCAACCCUCCGAAAGAAGAGGAUUCUCACUGAGAAAACUGCGGAGCAAGCAGGGGGAGUUGCUGAAGUUACCAACAAGAAGGAACCCAACGGUAAGCCGGCAGAUGAACAGCCGGCGUCCAGUUGGGGAGUGAUCAAGAAAGUUCUGACAAGCUCAUUGCAUGGGAACGAAGGGGCAGAGCAGGCGGAGUUGGAGAAUGGUAAGAAGUCGCAGGAAGGAAUGGAGAUGAUGGAUGACCAAGGAGGACCAGAAGGAUGUGAGAACACGACGGGGUUGCCCGUUUGGCAGAGGAGGAUACUGAUGGGGGAGAGAUGUGAGCUGCCAAGAUUCAGCGGUCUCAUCCUCUAUGAUGAACACGGGCGUCGCCUCCACAACAGCUCCAACAAAGACGCACUGCAUCAGGUGAGCAAAUUCUUUUCCCCCUGAUCGUUGUAGUUAGGGUCCAUUGCUGUUCUUCUUCCUCAGGGGAAUGAUAAAUAUACCAUACAACGUACUUGGAAUAUGUACUGAUGUCCAUUACCAUACCAAGUUCACAAGGGAUGGAAAAUAAACACAGAAACGUAUAAUUCUAUACAUGUGGGAAGCAUGCAGUCUUCUGAGAUUAAACAAGGAAGUAGGCAAGUAGUUCUAAUAACUAGUGAAUUCACCAGCAUGAAAACAGAAGUUUUUUUUUUUCUUUUUUUUUUCUUUUUCUUUUUUUGCCUUGUGGAGGCUCUGUUCUCUAAUUCUGAAAUUGUGAGGGAUGUUUCUUCAAUAUACCAGUGGCUUGCACAUUUUUGUUUGAUGCCUUGCAUCUGUUUGCAAAUUAAAUGUAACUAAAAUAGUACUGCAUGUCAUGCUGGGAUUAGAACAGAGCAAACAGACCAGAAAUAACUUCCAUUCUCAGUGAUUAUUUCUCUCGUGUAUCCGCAGGCAAAACAAACACCAGUUGGGACUAGUCUUAAGGAUUUGCUAUAAAUGCUCUCUACCUUAUCAUUAUCGUUGAGUUGCAGAAGAAGAAUAAAGUUGUUGAGCUGUAGAAGAUGAGUACAUCCAUUUGCAGUAAUUAGCACAUAUGCUAUUUCUUCCAUUUGUGCUCGAGUGGAAAUUGACUGCUGCUUUCAUGGAAUUUCUUAUUAAUUUUAUAUUUGUAAUACAAGCAUCACUACAAAAACAGUUGGAUGAGGAGAGACAUAAAUGGUAUAUGCAAGCAUGUAAGAGUUUAAGACAUGUGAAAUCAUUGUUCAUUUUAUCAUUUUUGCUUUUUCUAUUGAUAUCACAUAAAGGAUUAGAAGCAUCUAGGUUGCUGUCAAUGUUUAGAUUGAGAAAGUUCGAUGCAAAUUGUGAUUAAAGAACUUUUGGGUAACUAAUUAGAAUGGCUGAGCAAGCAACAAAGGGGCCUGUUUGGCACCAUUAUUGUUUUUGUGUUAUUGUUUCUCUACGAUUUAGUGAAAUACCAUAAGGAUAUUAAUAUUAAAGAUAGCAUUUGCACAAAAUUUCUGCUAUCCUUUGAUUUUUUUUUCAUUCUUUUCUGAAAGCAAUAAAUCUUUGCUAUCAAAAGCUAUGAAGAUUUUACAAACAAUUUUGAAAAAACAAAAUGUUUAAUCAUACAACUUAUUCAGUCUAGUUCCUUUUCUUCCUGGACUUUUGAAAAUAAAAGCAAUAUCAAGCAGGCCCUAAAUUUUUGACUCGGCACGACAAACAGGAUGUUACUCUAAAUUCAGCAUAGUGACAUAAAAUUCAGCUGUUGAUUCAGUUUCCAUAUGUGGCUAGCUCAGUAGAUCACCGAUUACAAUGAUAAAUAAGAACACAUGGAAAACAAUUGAAUGUUAUGAAAUUCUGUCGGUUUUAUUGAGCAUCGCAUGAUGUCUCCAUCUUCAAUAAAUAAUCCAUCCACCGAGAUCAUAAAACAUAGAUAAUUUCACAAUCAUAUUCUUAAAUAGGUUGGACAGCUUGGGGUUAAGAAAUCAAAACACAGCAAAAAUGUUUAAUUUGUUAGAAUCAGCCAGAUCAACUUUAUGUCUUCUCUUCCUUUAUGUGGAAGAGAAUGAUGACAAGUUACCAUCACAAACUUGCAUUCAAGAGUCCUUGUUCUACUAACUUUUGAAUCUAAAAUCACCUAGCAAGGAUCCUAAGAUAGGUAAUGUUAGGUGAUGACCUUGCAGUGCAUCAUGAAACAAUUAAACAAGACUUCUUCCUUUUUGUUCUUCGCCCUGUAAGAACAAGAACUCUUGACGAGAUUACGAUGAUUGCACAAUACUUUAUCAAUAUGGUUAACAUUCACCUUUGUAGAACUUUUCUUUUAAUUACAUCCUUCAGCCAUUAAAAUCAGAUGAUCAAAAGUAGUAAGAUGUGAUUGUGCACGUUUUAGAUUGAAAAUUGUUUUUCUUUGUGUGUCUAGAAUAUUUGAACUGAGUAUUGAGAAUUCUUAUAGAUGUUGGAUCUUUAAAGAAACAAAACAAAAUUCUAAUAAACAGAUAAUAAGGUAAGAGAUAACCAUGUGCUUCAAGAAAAGAAUUUUUCAAUCCUAUGAAUCAGAAUUUCUUGAAAUUUCAAUCUAAGACCUAAUUUUGCAUGGCUUGCAUUUCAAAAAUAUGCAAGAUCACAGAAAUAGGUGGUUUAGGACUUAGGAGUACCAUGAUGAGCAUCUUCAGCUUAUGAAUAAAAGUUAUUCUGUCGGUAAAAAUACAUAAAGCUAUCCACUCAUAAGAACACAAGCUUCCCAUAGGGCCUUUGUACUGGUAUUCAUUUUUAUAAGGU